AUGGAAAACCCGUUCCUGUGCGACGUACGUGUCCAGAGGUUCACUAACGUCAGAAAAAUGGUACACCCGUGGACGCGCAUAGAAAAGAAACAGUACAUGUGUGAAAUUUGCAACAAGGACUUCACUAACAGCAACACCCGGAAUAUUCACCAGCGGACUCACACGGGAGAGAAACCGUACCCAUGUGACAUUUGCCACAAGGAGUUCAAUACCAGAUGUAACCUAACAGUGCAUCGGCGGAUACACACAGGAGAGAAACCGUAUACGUGUGAUAUUUGCGACAAAUCAUUCAAUCAUAGCAGCGCCCUGACUAUCCACAGGUGGACGCACACGAGUUAUAGACCGUACCCGUGUGAUGAUUGCGACAAGACGUUCACUACCAGAGGAUCCCUGAUAGUACAUCGGCGGACUCACACGGGAGAGAAACCGUAUACGUGUGACGUUUGCGACAAAUCGUUCAGUCAAAGCAGCACCCUGACUACCCACAGGUGGACGCACACGAGUCAUAAACCGCACCCGUGCGAUGGUUGCGACAAGAAGUUCACUAACAGAGGGGCCCUGACAGUACAUCGGCGGACUCACACGGGAGAGAAACCGUACCCAUGUGACAUUUGCAACAAGAUGUUUGCUAACAGAAGCUACCUAAAUGUGCACGUUCGAACGCACACAAGAAACAAACCUAAUACGUGUGAAGUUCACGACAAAUCGUUCAGUCAUAGAUGCAUGUAUCGUGACGAUACGUCGGCAGACUCACACGGGUGA
Acyrthosiphon pisum (pea aphid) is the source of this 762-nucleotide messenger RNA. Its product is annotated as oocyte zinc finger protein XlCOF19-like. The transcript has a single exon. Lineage: Eukaryota; Metazoa; Arthropoda; Insecta; Hemiptera; Aphididae. Gene Ontology annotation, molecular function: DNA-binding transcription factor activity, RNA polymerase II-specific; RNA polymerase II cis-regulatory region sequence-specific DNA binding. The record is from RefSeq and is a predicted model, not a curated record. The coding region runs from base 1 to 762 and encodes 253 amino acids. Gene Ontology annotation, biological process: regulation of transcription by RNA polymerase II.